This is a messenger RNA of Penicillium alfredii, 957 nucleotides long. RefSeq names its product signal recognition particle receptor subunit beta. Bases 1 to 957 code for a protein of 318 amino acids. NCBI's taxonomy places the organism in Eukaryota, Fungi, Ascomycota, Eurotiomycetes, Eurotiales, Aspergillaceae. The transcript has 2 exons. The record is from RefSeq and is a predicted model, not a curated record.
AUGUCGAGUCAAGCGGGUUGGAAUUCGGUGACUGGCAUCGCCACGCUGCUUCUCGGGGGUAGUCCGCUUGCCAUCGCCAUCGCCAUCCUCAUCACCUUCGGUAUCCCGGUAGUUCUGCACCUCAUCUUCUUCCGAAGUGUAGCAUCUCCACCUUCGAGCAAUUUCCUGCUUCUGGGUCCCAGUACAGCGGGGAAAACUGCUUUCACGACUUUGCUCGAAGCCAAGUCCUCGUCCGCAUCCAAGAAGUCGCACCUUACCCACACCUCGCAGACCUCGACACUGGCAACCGUCACUCUACCGCCGACCGUCCCCACCGCUUCCAACCGGUUCCGAUCUGCCAAUGACCCGUCCUUGAAAGAGGCCUCGCGGAACCCAAUCAAGUAUCGCUUGUGGGACACUCCCGGCCAUGGCAAGCUCCGCGCCUCCCAGGGCAUCUCCCAGCUUCAAUCCAUGUCCCAUUCGAAGGAUGCGAAAUCGAAGCUGCGGGGAGUGAUGUUCAUGGUCGACACUGCUGCUCUGGUGGAUGAAGCGACACUACGGGACACCGCUACCUAUCUACACGAUGUGCUGUUGAUCCUCCAAAAGCGGGCCCUGAGCAAGGGUAAAUCUUCCGACAUAGCCGCCGCGGAGGUCCCCGUGCUCGUCGCCGCGAACAAACAAGAUUUGUUUACGGCUCUGCCACCCGGUUCGGUGCGAGAGAAGUUGGAGGCCGAGAUUGACCGGAUCCGCAAGUCCAAGACCAAGGGGCUCUUGGACGCCAGUGCGGAUACUGGAGCGGAGGAAGAAGAUGAGGUUCUGGGGAAUGAUGAUGCACAGGGGCAAUUCAGCUUCAAGCUUCUCGAGGAAGAAGUCGGCAUCAAGGUUGACGUCGCUGGCGGUGCCGUCAAAGGGGAUCAACAAGAGGAAUUCGGAUCGGGGGUGCGCCGGUGGGAAGAGUGGGUGGGCAUGUGUCUAUGA